GGCAAGAAGUAUCAAUGUACAUAGUAUUUCCGAAGCUGAAAGGAGACACUCCACUAAAAUCCUACAUGAAAUCAGUGAUGGAGAAUAAAAAGGAAUUCCUGGAUCAACUAGACUAUACCAAGAUGUCAGCCUCAACAAUUAAACUUAUUAUGCCAAAAUUCAAGAUUGAGGCUCUAGUUCAACUUCAAGAUGUGUUCAAAAAGAUGGGAAUAAACCUGGCUUUUAAACGAGGUGCCGAGUUUCCUAAUCUUGCUAAAACUGACGGGAUCUUCAUCUCCAAAAUAUUGCAUAAAGCUUUUAUUGAGGUAAAUGAAGAGGGUAGUACUGCAGGAGCAGCAACAAGUGCUCUUGCAAGUAUAUUUCGAAGUGGGGGUGGUUCAACGCUCAAGAUUUUAUUAAACAGACCCUUCAUGUUCUUCAUCAAGGAUGAGAUGACGGGAGUGAUUCUCUUUCAAGGAGUUGUAAGAAAUCCAAAAUAGAACAAAAUUAAUUUUUUUGAUGUAAAAUGUCUUUCUAUCUAAAAAUAUAUAUUUCAAAUAUA
Molecule: messenger RNA, 541 nt
Organism: Eurytemora carolleeae
Lineage: Eukaryota; Metazoa; Arthropoda; Copepoda; Calanoida; Temoridae
Product: serpin B6
Exons: 7
Coding region: 15-479 (154 amino acids)
Molecular function (GO): serine-type endopeptidase inhibitor activity
Source: RefSeq, a predicted model, not a curated record